Astyanax mexicanus (Mexican tetra) is the source of this 3502-nucleotide messenger RNA. It is a transcript of the gene map4k6, whose product is annotated as mitogen-activated protein kinase kinase kinase kinase 6. NCBI's taxonomy places the organism in Eukaryota, Metazoa, Chordata, Actinopteri, Characiformes, Acestrorhamphidae. The record is from RefSeq and is a predicted model, not a curated record. Gene Ontology annotation, biological process: protein phosphorylation. Gene Ontology annotation, molecular function: ATP binding; MAP kinase kinase kinase kinase activity. The coding region runs from base 36 to 2750 and encodes 904 amino acids. The transcript has 33 exons.
GGUGAAGGUGAAGGUGUGGAGGUGCUGUUACAGUGAUGGAGGCUAUCGGGGUUUUGGAGUCGAACCCGCUGGAGGACUACGAGCUGCUUCACAGAAUCGGGAGCGGAACCUACGGGGACGUGUUUAAGGCUCGAAGCAUUAAAACAUCCGUCAUCUCAGCCAUCAAGGUGGUCAAACUGGAUCCCGGAGAGGACAUUUCCAGCAUUCAGCAGGAGAUUACCAUGAUGAAGGACUGCACACAUAAAAACAUCGUGGCCUAUUUCGGCAGCUACCUCAGAAACAACAAACUGUGGAUCUGCAUGGAGUUCUGUGGAGGAGGAUCACUGCAAGAUAUCUACCACGUAACUGGACCCCUGAAAGAGCGGCAGAUAGCGUACGUAUGCAGAGAGACACUUCAGGGAUUACAUCAUCUACAUGAAACAGGGAAAAUGCACAGAGAUAUAAAAGGAGCCAACAUUCUUCUGACGGAGCGGGGAGAUGUUAAACUGGCGGAUUUUGGCGUGGCAGCGGAGAUUAAUGCGUCCGUCGCUAAGCGAAAGUCCUUUAUCGGAACGCCGUACUGGAUGGCUCCGGAGGUGGCGGCGGUGGAGAGGAAGGGUGGGUAUAAUCAGCUGUGUGAUAUCUGGGCUGUGGGCAUCACCGCCAUCGAGCUGGCAGAGCUUCAGCCGCCCAUGUUCGAUCUGCACCCGAUGAGAGCUUUAAUGUUGAUGUCCAAAAGCAGCUUUCAGCCGCCCAAACUGAAGGACAAGAACAAAUGGUCCACAGAGUUCCACAACUUCCUGAAGAGUGCGCUGACCCGGAGUCCCCGGAAAAGACCCACAGCUGAGAAGCUUCUUCAGCACGCCUUCGUUACUCAACUCUUAACCCGUAACCUGGUCAUCGAGCUGCUGGACUCCGCCAACAACCCUGAUCUUCACCAGGCUCAGACUAUGGACGACAGUGAUCUUGAUACCUGCAGUGCUUUUCCUGAUAAGAUAACAUCAUUAGGGAAGCACCUGCCUGUUCAGAGAACUCUUUCUGAGGAACAGUUUGAUCAGGUGAAGUUUGGACCGCCCAUGCGUAAAGAAACAGACCCCUGCCCUGAUUCUCUGGGAGCGUAUGAUGAGUGGAGCUCUAUGAGUGAUGAAAAAGAUUCUCCGAGUCUUUUAGAAUGUGUUGAGGAAGCGUUGCUUGAGAGGAGUCUGACUAUGAAGAGAGCGCCCUCUGCUGAUGUAGUGGAUCUCCGCUCUCUAUCUGAAGAUGAUAAUAAGUGUGGAACAGUGAAGAGGAUGAUCUCGCCGCCGCAGCCGGCUAAUCAUCCCCCGCCCGUCAAACAGGAUAAACAACCCUCCGGCCUGUCUCUGGAUUCUUUACCUCACAUCGGCUCUACGCCUCACACAGACACUAAACCCAACCCACUGAGUGAAUCGACGCUGCUGAUUGGCUCAACACUGUCCGAUCUCUCGCUCCUGGCUAACUCCAGCUUCUUUAGCGACUCCUCACUGUUCGAUGAUUCUUCCAGUCUUGGCUCCCUCUGCUCGACUCCAACUGAGGGAUUAUCACGAGGAUCUGUAGCAGUUGAUCCAGGAGGAAACAGGAGUCGCUCUCCUCCCCGUCAGCCUCUCUCACCUGAGUGGAGCACGCUCCGGAGGAAGACUGAAGACUCGAGAGCAGAUGUUCAUGGACUGCCACCCACACCUCACGUACAUAUGGGUGCCUGUUUCUCCAAGAUAUUUAACGGAUGUCCUCUGAAGAUUCACUGCGCCGUUACGUGGGUUUUACCAAAGACCAGAGACCAGCAUCUGAUCCUGGGUGCAGAGGAGGGAAUUUAUACCCUCAACCUCAAUGAGCUCCACGAGGACACUAUAGAGAAGUUGCUUCCUCAGAGGUGCAGCUGGCUGUACGUCAUGAAUAACGUGCUGAUGUCGGUCUCAGGAAAGUCGUCUCAGCUGACCUCACACAGCCUGCCCGCACUGUUCGAGCAUCGCAGGAACAUGCAGCGGCGCCAAGGACACCUGUCAAUCAACGCUCAUCGCCUCAGCACCAGAAUCAACUCCAGGAAAUAUGCCAUGUCUGUGAAGAUUCCAGAUACCAAGAGCUGUAGAAGAUGCAGUGUAGUGAGGAACCCCUACACAGACAGUGUGUUCCUGUGUGCUGUGGUUCCGUCUGGCCUGGUUCUUCUCAUGUGGUACGAGCCCCUGCAGAAGUUCAUGCAGCUCAAGCACGUAGCUUUAAGCCUCCCUGAUUCGCUGCCGAUCUUCGAGCUGCUGGUUCAGGAGUCUGAGGAGCUGCCGGAGGUGUGUGUUGGUGUGCACAGCAGCAACCAGAGCCCCGGGAGAGCCCCAGAACAGCUGGACUUUAAUAUCAUACACCUCGAUGAUACACCCCGAGAACAGCCAGGCGGCGAGGCUCUUAAAGUGAAACAAGUAACCCAGCUCGACCGAGACACGGUCCUCAUCGCUCUGGAAAACACUGUGAGAGCAGUGAAUCUGCAGGGCCGUUGCAGUAAAGGCAUGGUGUCUGAACUGAAGUUUGAUUUCUCUGUUGAGACUCUGGUGUGUUUGCAGGAUAGUGUUCUUGCCUUUUGGAAGCAUGGGCUGAAGGGGAGGAGCAUACAAACCAGUGAGGUCACACAGGAGAUAACAGAUGAGAGCCGGGUCUUCAGGGUCCUCGGAACAAACAGGGAUAUAAUCUUACAGAGCACUCCAACAGACGACCCCACCGCCCCCAGCAACCUCUACAUCCUCACAGGCCACGAGAGCAGCUACUGAAACCCCCCAGAACCACCCAGAACCCACCCGGAACCACCCGGAACCGAGGAACAGAACCUCACAGCGGGUCAGGAAGAGUCCUGAACCUGGAGCAUCAGGAGCUUCACUGCCAGCCUCUCUGUCCUGAGAGACGCCCAUCAGCAUCACCCAAAGAGGAGGAGCCAGCGGGGCGGGGCGGGGCCUGGAGACGAGCUGCCCGAGACUCGGAACCAGCAGAACCAGCAGAACCAUCUGAGGUUCUGUGAGAGGAUGCAGACGGACUGAUUCGGGCCGUACUGGAGCCCAACGUAUGCUAACGAGAGGAGAACCUGUUUCAGAACCUGGACCUGAAGAGUUAACCGAUACAGUACCUGAUACAGUGAAUGUAAUCGUUAUUGCUCUGCUCUGAUUGGUUAAUCCUAUAAUAAUCCUUUUAUGGAUUGUUAUAGUUUAGAUAUAGAUUUUUUAUUAUUUUAUUUUAUUUUUUAAGGAGCAUUGUUGAUUAGUAUUGUUAAUUAUUUAAAAUAUAAUAAUAAGUAUGCUGGUCAUUACACUAUUAAACCUAAGAGAAAAAAAUUAAGAAAUGUAAAUGAUUAGGAUCUAUUUAAAAAAAAUGAAAACACAUUUAUAAACUUCUGAGAUUGUCUGAUAGUGCUGUAGGUGGUGGGGGUGCCUUAUUAACUAUUUUUGUUUUAGUUAUGAUGUUUGUUUCUGUAUUUAUUUAAUUACUAAGAAUACAUGUGAAUAAGAAUACACAUUAAAAUGGAAUUGAA